This is a messenger RNA of Ostrinia nubilalis (European corn borer), 1518 nucleotides long. RefSeq names its product neuronal acetylcholine receptor subunit eat-2-like. The record is from RefSeq and is a predicted model, not a curated record. Gene Ontology annotation, cellular component: synapse; neuron projection; plasma membrane. The transcript has a single exon. Gene Ontology annotation, biological process: chemical synaptic transmission; nervous system process; monoatomic ion transmembrane transport. Gene Ontology annotation, molecular function: excitatory extracellular ligand-gated monoatomic ion channel activity; transmembrane signaling receptor activity; transmitter-gated monoatomic ion channel activity involved in regulation of postsynaptic membrane potential. Lineage: Eukaryota; Metazoa; Arthropoda; Insecta; Lepidoptera; Crambidae. The coding region runs from base 249 to 1472 and encodes 407 amino acids.
GUAACCACUUCUCUAUGUCCCAAUGUACAAAGAUUAAGGAGCGUUGUAGUAUGUAGAAGUUGGCAAAUGUCUAUAAAAGGUAUAAUAAUUGUUUAUUUAAAUUGACCUUAAAAAAAGAAUUACAAACACAACCCUAAAAUUAAUCACAUCUUGCAUUACAAUAACCAGACAGAAAUGCAACAGUCCUCUUAUCAAAGGGGCGUAUACGGAUAGAAUUUCUCAGAUCAGACAUCAGUUAAUGACCAACCAUGGCGUGGUUAACUCAUAUUUUAUUCCUAAGUUUGUUUUACGCUUUCAAAUGUGACUGCGUCAUAAGCCACCAGCCCCUCGAAGAAGCAUGGGAUAAGAAACUCCACAUUGACUUGAAAGCAGGCUACAAAUGGUAUGAAAACCCAGACCAAUGCAACAAAACUGAAGUGAAAAUGAAGAUUAUAAUGAAUUCCUUCAAUUUGGACAGUGAGAAUGGUAUAUUGACUUUGGUCGGUAUAAUGAUCGCGGCUUGGACAGAUGAAAGGCUGACGUGGAACACGAGCGACUAUGGAGAUAUAACAGAGACAUAUUUCGAGAAAUUAGAAUACUGGGCUCCUUUUAUAGAUUUGAACAACCGUCAUGAAGAUGGAGAAAAUUGGGUGUUUUACGACCUGUGCAGAGUAGAAUCUACCGGGUUUGUAGUCUGUGCGCCAAAAUUCGUAGACUACGCUCAGUGCGCCACGACUAUGGUCGAUUGGCCUUACGAUACACAGACGUGUACGCUUGAGUAUAAAAUUGAUAAGCUCCAAAAGAAUAUCAACCUUCUGCCUAAAGGUAAACAAGCAGUUCAGAUCAUAGGAGAUGAAGUCGGGCCUGAAUUUACAAUAGUUGACUACCAUCAAAUUUCAAAUACAAGCGAUGAGAUUCAGCUCCGAGUAACCUUUGUUUUAAAUCGCAAUGGUGAAUCUUUAGCUGCUGUCAUAAUAUUUCCAUCAAUUCUCAUAUCAAUAUUAACUGUCUGUUCUUUAAUAAUGGAUUUAAAUGACAAGAACCGUGUGCUAAUGAUAUUAUUUUCCAUUUAUUUGCAUUUUUUCUUUUUGUUAGAAAUAGAGUGGAAUAUUCCGAAGCACAGCGCAGAGCCUCCCACUAUAGUGUGGUUUUAUCGGUCGUCUCUGAUAAUGACAUUGUUUUUAAUGACUGCUUCUGUGAUGAUGGGGAAAUGGAACACUUCAGUGUCAACCCCACCAUUAUGGGUCAUUUACUUGAAUAGUAAAGUUUUAAAAUCUUCUGCAAAGUAUUUGAUUUGGCCUCGUUGGGCUUCGAUUGAUUCCUUGACUUUAGACGAUGUACAAGUUAAAGAUGUCGAUGUUUGGAAGGCGUUUACAAAUAUCGUGAACAGCGUGUGUAUUUUCAUUACUGUAGCUGUGUAUGCCAUUAUGAUUCCUGUGUGCGUUCCCAUGCAGUACAAACAUGCUCCAUUAUUAAGGAAUAGCACUGGUUAAGACAUAUUGUUAAUUUGUGUUAAAAUAAAUACUUUUUACAAAUGCA